GGGCAGACGUGCUGACUUUGGUGUUUGUGGCAGCUUCCGCAACAACCCCCUUAGGAGCUUGCUUGGGAUCCCUCGAAAACUUCCGGGCGAACUCCGCGGUUCUUCCUUUCUUCAACCCGCAGACAGCGCGCGGGCUGGCCUCGAUUCCAACCAGCCACGCUGGGCACGCUCGGUGUUCGCUUGGAGUCAUUUACCUCACCGUUGUACCUCCCGAGCCCUGUCUACAGCAAUGGCUCCGACCCUCCGCUCCUCUUCCUCCCUUAUUCCCUCCCGACCUAACACACCACCUGAUGCGCCCAUGAUGGCAAGCACAACUAAUUCAGUCACCGAAGCCGCGAGGCCCGCAAAGCAACGGCGCACGGGCAUAGACUCGCGGGAGGCCACCGCUCCGCUACAGAACGCGACGGAGUCGCAGGACAAUGGAAGCAAAGACUGGGCCGAGCCUCCUGCAAGAGCGCCGGCCCCUAGCUAUGCGGAUAGCCCAUGGUCAAAUCACUGUGAUAGUCGGAACCCAGUUCUGAACACGAUGCGCCCUUUAGGGACUCGACCUUCUCCGGCAGACUUGCGGAAGGUCGGCGUGAUGCCCAAGACAAUUCCACCCAUAAUACCCGCCAAAAGAAGGUCUGGAGUCGAGUCCAAUGAGGCUGCGCCACAGAAGGCCAGCUCACUUUUUGACAUUUCCGCGUUUGCGGCGCUUCCCAUCCCCACCUCCGCGGACUUCAACGUGGAGAAGAUCCAAGUGGCCGUCAAGGAGGCUCUACGGAUGGCGACAGAGACCGACAACAUCCCGGUAAGCCGCGGGCUCCUCCGCUUGUGGGAAUCCUGUGCCAAUGAUCCCUUUUCAUUAUCUGUGUUGGAGGGUGUAUGCCAAGGAAAUCCUGGCUCGCGGGAGAAGUCAGCAUUUCAGAGCAUCAUGCGGGCCGCCUGGAACGAGGUAAAGGCAGAAGAGCUUCGCGCACAGGCAGACGAGGACAAAGGGGAAACAGAGGUUGACUCAAUGCCAACUGUGCCUCGCGCUCGAUCGGCUAGUAGCGUUUCGUCGUUGUCUUCACUAAAUACAUUUGAGGACGUUGAGGCCGGGGCGGUCUCAGCACAGCUCCCAGGGUCAGCCCCUGGAAUCAAGAUUCCCCGCGCAAAGGCCAAACACACCCGUUCCGCCGGACUCAAUAAAGGUGCAGCAGACCUCACAGCUCGCCAUUCUAUGCCACCAACAACGGUCAGCUCUCAACUGAAGCAUGCUUUAGAAGAGGACGAGACGCAGUCUGAAGAAUUAGACAGAAUAGACAGGGUGAAGCGGAUUAAGCUUCGGACACCACUGCCAACCAUCGUCCCUGCUGAGAGUCAAGUCCGACCCUUACACCCUACUGAUAUCCCAACCCCAGUUCGCUCACCUACUCCCCCUUUCGCCCAUCCCUCCGCACCAACGCCCCCUCCAGCUCAGCCAGUUGCUCCCGCUCCCUCAGCUGAAUUUGUAGCAUCAGCCCCUCUCGCAUCCUCCUCUGGAGAAACUGCAGAAAACCUUUCCGACAGUCGAGCCAGCAGUGAAGCUGGUGACAACCGCCGACUCACGCCUACCAUGGUUGAUGAUAGCGAUGUUGAAGACGAGAGACCUGACAACGACGAGAUCUGCCACGAAUGCAACAACAGCGGCAAUCUCCUUUGCUGCGACGGUUGUACUAAUUCUUACCAUUUCUCAUGCUUGAAACCCCCACUAGACCCAAACAACCCUCCGGAGGGAGACUGGUAUUGCCCCAAGUGUGCCAUGCGACGGGCCUUCCGUUCUUUGACUAGCAAGUUUGAUCAGCGCUUUGGCAAAAAGGAUGUCAAGGACUUUCAGCUUCCAGCCCGUAUUCGGGAUCAUUUCGCCGGUGUUAGGGUGAACAAGAAAGACGGUCAAUCCUACGAGGCCAUAGUUCCAAUGCCAAAGCCUAAAGGUCGACGUGGUUACCGUAAUGGUACUUACGACGAUUCUCAUUUGCUGAGGACAGUGGACGCUCUAGGGACUCCCAUCUUCUGCUUCAAGUGCGCAGGAAGUGCCGCUAGCGGUCGGCCUAUCAUCCAGUGCGAUGUCUGUCCACUAUCCUGGCAUCUGGAUUGUCUUGAUCCGCCUAUGGCCGCGCCCCCCGCUCAAGUUCCAGGAAGUGAUCUCGCACACCACAACUGGAUUUGCCCUAAUCACGCCUGGCAUGAUUACGUUUACGCCUCCAAGGACGAAGAAGGAUACGAUGUCUACAAGCGUAUUCGCCGGCCAAAGCACCCCCGGAUGGUCGAUAUAGACGUUCUCCUCUCCGACGACGAGAUCACCCAGAUGGAAGAUCAGGAAGAAGGCAGCGUCAGGUACCGCGUGUCCGAGCAUGGAAUCAAACACACCUUUAUUAGCCAGGUCAAAAGAGAAAACGCGGAGUAUCAACUACUGAAAGCAAAUGCGAACAAGUUCCUCGAUCAUGCAACCGCCGAGUACGACAAGAUUAUGUCGCACGCCCGUGCUGCCUUACCCCCACAGACACCCCUAAUGACCGAUGAGGAUGCGAGCACCACAAUCUCGAAUUCCCGCACCACUGCUGAGCGCCAAGCUGCAGCCAACCUCCUUGCAUUUGCUCGGCGGGAGCAUAUCACUCCUCCAGGUGCCAACGAUAGAAUGAGCUUGCUGAUUGACCAACUCCGUGCGAACGCUCCAGAGAUCCGCCCCACAGCCGACACUGAGAUAGCCUCGCUACAGGCCUUGAAGGAUCUCAUCGACCGGCGCAUCCGGGAUUUAUCGGCCCAACCACAAUAGUCAUAAACGACUAAAUCCCGGAUGCGCCGGUCGAUGCUCGGGCCCCGGCCCCACGAACAUCCUCUCUUCGGAGGAUGCAAGCGGCGCUCGAGAGACGACUGUUUGUUUUAUUUUUACUGUGGCACAUAAGCCACGCAUAUAUUAUUAUUAUGACGACGAUUUGAUACGAUAAUUUGUCUAUUUGCUGUGAUGUUAUUUUUAAGAGGCCUGCUGUUGCAUGUCGGACCACACA
This is a messenger RNA of Aspergillus aculeatinus CBS 121060, 3008 nucleotides long. RefSeq names its product putative PHD finger domain protein. Gene Ontology annotation, cellular component: Rpd3S complex. The coding region runs from base 230 to 2776 and encodes 848 amino acids. Gene Ontology annotation, biological process: regulation of transcription by RNA polymerase II. The transcript is spliced from 5 exons. NCBI's taxonomy places the organism in Eukaryota, Fungi, Ascomycota, Eurotiomycetes, Eurotiales, Aspergillaceae. The record is from RefSeq and is a predicted model, not a curated record.